CACUACGGUUGGCUGUUCCAGAAAAAGAACGAGAGAGAGAGAGAGAGAGAGAGAGAGAGAGCGCGCGAGAUGAAAUUCACCGAGUCACCCGUAGUCGAGCUCCGCGUACGCGACUCCCUCCUCUCAAUCCAACAAGACAACAACUCCAUGCACGUCGGCACCUCCGUUUGGCCCUGCUCCCUCCUCCUUGUCAAGUUCGCCGAGCGCUGGUCGGCCCCGCCGCAACCCUCCGACACAACAACAAACCCCUACGCCGCCCUCCUCGACUUCCCAAACAAGCGCGCCGUCGAGAUCGGGGCCGGCUGCGGCGUCGCCGCCAUGGGCCUCCACCUCCUCGGCCUCCACGACGUCGUCCUCACCGACAUCGCCCCCGUCAUGCCAGCCCUCAAGCGCAACCUCAAGCGCAACAAGCCCGUUUUGAAAAAAAACCUAAAGACGGCCCAGCUCUACUGGACCAAGCCCGACCAGAUCCAAGCCCUAGGCCCGCCGUUCGACCUCGUCAUCGCCACCGACGUCGUUUACAUCGAGGAGACCGUGGGCCCGCUGGUGAGUGCCAUGGAGGCGUUGGUCGGGGACGGCGGGGCCGUGCUGCUCGGGUACCAGAUCAGAUCUCCUGAGGCUCAUAGCUUGUUUUGGGAGAUUUGCAGCAGGGUUUUUGAUGUGGAGAAGGUUCCUCGCGAGCAUUUGCAUCCGGAGUAUGCGUAUGAGGAGGCGGAUGUUUACAUAUUGCGAAAGAAAUUGUUGUAACAAAUUAUGUAUCUGAGGAACCUCAUCAAUAUAUGCUUGUGGACAGACAGCUGUGUUCGUAAGUUGGUCCGGACUUCCGAGUUAUCAAAACACAAAUACAGCUGUGUUCGUUCAAUGGAAUGAAUCCAAUCUGCACUUUGAGGUUAAUUAGGAAAAAAUGACUUCUAACAUCUUAGCAAUGACCAAAACACAAACGCUUUCUAAGACCCAUGGACACGAAAGGUUGCUUCAACUAAAGGAAGGAGCUCAUCAAUGUCAAAAACCAUGGACACACAAUCAACAAACUUGAGGCUUUCAAGAACUGGGGCUUCAAUCACAACCCCAUAUUGUUGAAAACUUUUCCAAUUGAUACACAAUCUCUUCAGAGUAGAAGAGCAAACGCAUAAGGUCGUUUUGUUGUCUUUGCCUGACAUAGUCAUGCUCUGUAACCUCAGUUCUUCGAGGGCUGGGCAGCCAGAGAGGAGGUUUUAAAAGAAUUGUCAUCGAGAAAUGUCAACGAAUGAAGAUGGAGCACCUUGAGAACCGAAAGAACACACAACCAGUUAACUUUAAAACCACAAGAUUGACAGAGGUAAAGAGGAUUUGGGGCAAUUCAACCACAGGCUCUAUGUUAAGAUCAAGAACAAUCUCUUGGACUUUUAGCUUGAUUGCAGCAUGAAUCCAUGAGUUAACAGUUAACACGGUAUGGAUUGUAGUACCCAUACCUGCAUUCAAGGCGAAAUCUUUCUAUGUUUUGCAGAUUGUGGAGAAGCAGAACUCUGUCCACAAAAUUCAUGAAGCCGGAACGUGCAUCCUUGCAGUCUCCAAAGGUGCUUGUUAUAACAAUAGAAGUCAAAACUUCGUACAGAAGUCCAAAGAUAUCUCCAUCUGGUUGAUAAUGAGCUGGUUCGGACAGCAUAUUUUGUGGGCAUCAAUGACUAUAUAGUAGCAAGAAGUUGCUCCGGUAGACUGGUAAUCCGAUCAUCUUUUUCGGAAUCUCUAGGUUUGUUAUCGCGGUAGUUUCGAGUUUUCGAAGAUUUGUGCAUCUUUGUAGUCUCUGGUAUGCUGAUGCUAUAACACAAGUGGACGAAACACAAAAACAAAAAUGAAAACAGAGUAAAAAUCAGGUUUAGGAUAUGGAUUUCGUGAACUUAAUCCAUAUGGGUGCAGAACAGUAAAUAAAGGAGGAAGUUCCAAAAUUACA
Messenger RNA from Rhododendron vialii, 1930 nucleotides. RefSeq lists its product as uncharacterized. The record is from RefSeq and is a predicted model, not a curated record. The transcript has 2 exons. NCBI's taxonomy places the organism in Eukaryota, Viridiplantae, Streptophyta, Magnoliopsida, Ericales, Ericaceae. The coding region runs from base 70 to 747 and encodes 225 amino acids.